AUGUCGAGCAAGUCUUGGUACGCUCUCAAGUCCAAGUCCGCGCACACGCGGUACGGCUUGUCCAAGAAUAUUCAGACACUUCUGCACGGCUUGGAUAGGUAUCAUGAGGGCAUCAUCGACGCGAGGGAGCUUGGGAGCAUGGUCCGUCUGAGCCCUAAACGGCGAGAAUCGGUGGCCACCACCAUUUCUAAAUGCGCCAACAUGAUCAAGAAGGAACCUGAAGAGCUGAAAACAUGCCUCGACAUUAUUGAAAUGUGCACCGAGAUUCUUGAGAUCGCCGACCGACCACCACCAAUCGACGGAUUCCCCUUUAUGAAGCUGCCGCCCGAGAUUCGAGAAGCUAUCAUCGACUUGAUGGUCGACACAGUCUUCAAGUCUAAGGGAAUCAGACCGGCCACCAAACGAGUGUCCUGCAAUUGCCCGAGGCUCGAGCGAGAAAACAGUUCCUUCCAGAGUACGCAGAUGAAAGCGCUACCAUCUCUUCUCGGCCCUGCUCUAAGCAACGAGUUCUUCCGUAUCUUCCUUCGCAAGAAGUCGGUCCGUUUCCGCUGCUGCUGCGAGCUCGAACACCACCUCACCCACAACCCCAUGCUUGUCAAGAACGUCCGAGAUAUCAAAGUUCACUGGUGCGGGCCAAGGUCUGCGACAAGCUUCAAGAAGCUGGUCGAAUGCGAUAAACUUGACAGUUUGACCAUCAAUAUUUCCAAAUCGACAUUGGCACAUCUCAGCAAACGUUCCAACCUGAUGAAGACCUACUUCCCCCUGUCCUACCGACAUACCAGAAUUACCGACGUUCUUGGGUUGGAUGAACUGUUGACUCUCCGAGGUCUCAAUGAGGUGGCCGUGGUCCAUCUUCAGUCAAAGACGACCAACCUCGCCCAGGAGACGGACAGAGCUAGUCUUGCGGAACUUUUGGCGAGCCAACUCAAGCAAGACAAGGGGUACGAUCCUUUUGAGGACAUGUAA
This is a messenger RNA of Fusarium vanettenii 77-13-4, 966 nucleotides long. RefSeq lists its product as uncharacterized. The record is from RefSeq and is a predicted model, not a curated record. NCBI's taxonomy places the organism in Eukaryota, Fungi, Ascomycota, Sordariomycetes, Hypocreales, Nectriaceae. The coding region runs from base 1 to 966 and encodes 321 amino acids. The transcript is spliced from 3 exons.